UAAAUAACAGCCAUUCUUCAGUGUUUUCGGUGUUCCCGUAAACAAACUGCUUGCAAGUCGCCACUUCUUCAUCUUUCACUCGCUUUAGAUCUAUGGCUACCAUCCAAAGUAUCAAGGCAAGGCAGAUCUUCGACAGCCGUGGCAAUCCUACCGUCGAGGUAGAUUUGAAGUGCUCCGAUGGUACCUUUGCUAGAGCUGCCGUUCCCAGCGGUGCUUCCACUGGGAUUUACGAGGCUCUUGAAUUAAGAGAUGGAGGAUCUGAUUAUCUCGGUAAAGGUGUAUCAAAGGCGGUUGAUAACGUGAACAAAAUUAUCGCGCCUGCAUUGAUUGGCAAGGACCCGACUGAGCAGGUUGCCAUUGACAAUUUCAUGGUUCAGCAGCUUGAUGGAACUGUUAAUGAAUGGGGUUGGUGCAAACAAAAGCUUGGAGCAAACGCCAUAUUGGCAGUGUCUCUUGCAGUCUGUAAAGCUGGUGCUAGUGUCUUGAAGAUUCCUCUUUACAAGCAUAUUGCAAAUCUUGCGGGUAACAAGAAGUUGGUGUUGCCUGUUCCCUCUUUCAAUGUCAUUAAUGGUGGAUCACAUGCUGGAAACAAGCUUGCCAUGCAGGAAUUUAUGAUUCUUCCUGUGGGAGCAUCCUCUUUCAAGGAAGCCAUGAAGAUGGGUGUGGAAGUAUACCACCAUUUGAAGGCUGUCAUUAAGAAGAAGUAUGGUCAAGAUGCAGUGAAUGUUGGCGACGAAGGCGGCUUUGCUCCUAACAUCCAGGAGAACAAGGAAGGACUGGAACUGCUGAAAACUGCCAUAGAGAAAGCUGGCUACACAGGAAAAGUUGUCAUUGGAAUGGAUGUUGCUGCUUCUGAAUUCUACAAAUCAGACAAAACAUAUGACCUGAACUUCAAGGAAGAGAAUAAUGAUGGCUCACAGAAGAUCUCUGGGGAUGCUCUCAAAGAUCUUUACAAGUCCUUUGCAUCAGAGUAUCCCAUUGUUUCAAUUGAGGAUCCUUUUGAUCAAGAUGACUGGGAGCACUACGCCAAGCUAACUGCUGAGGUCGGAACCAAAGUACAAAUUGUUGGUGAUGAUCUCUUGGUUACCAACCCGAAGAGGGUUCAGAAGGCGAUAGACGUAAAAGCCUGCAAUGCACUUUUGCUCAAGGUUAAUCAAAUCGGAUCUGUGACUGAAAGCAUCGAAGCUGUCAGGAUGUCCAAGAAAGCUGGAUGGGGUGUGAUGGCCAGCCACAGGAGUGGAGAGACCGAGGACACUUUUAUUGCUGAUCUUUCUGUUGGUUUGGCCACGGGUCAAAUCAAGACCGGAGCUCCAUGCAGAUCAGAGCGUCUUGCUAAAUACAACCAGCUCUUGAGAAUUGAGGAGGAGCUUGGUUCUGAUGCUGUCUAUGCUGGAGCAUCCUUCCGCGCGCCUGUUGAGCCCUACUAAGUUUUUAAGCUGAGAGAUAUGUAGCAUUGCAUGAGUUAGGAGCAGUGCCGGUAUGGUUUCAGUUGUGUGAUGAAUAAGAUUAUAGUUAGAAAGAGAGUGCCACUCUUGUUUACAGGAGUUUUUUGCUAAUAAUUCUUGAAUUUUGAUUUCCGGAGCAGAUACUGUAUUUUGCUAAUUUGCGAGUUGGUUAAUGUCAAGCUUCUUGAUAUUUGGACUGUG
This is a messenger RNA of Prosopis cineraria, 1646 nucleotides long. RefSeq names its product enolase. Gene Ontology annotation, biological process: glycolytic process. Gene Ontology annotation, molecular function: magnesium ion binding; phosphopyruvate hydratase activity. The record is from RefSeq and is a predicted model, not a curated record. Lineage: Eukaryota; Viridiplantae; Streptophyta; Magnoliopsida; Fabales; Fabaceae. Gene Ontology annotation, cellular component: phosphopyruvate hydratase complex. The transcript is spliced from 17 exons. Bases 93 to 1427 code for a protein of 444 amino acids.